GAAUUGCAACACUGCUCUUGUAGCUGCUCUCUGUCUCUGGGGAAAUGAGUCUUGUUUUUGCUUUAGCACUUGUAUUGUCUUUAUCUUGACCUCUUAUUUACCGUUUCUUCAGAUAGCAGAAUUUUUAUUAGCUUUACCCUUUUACAGCCUAGCUGGUGUGAGGUGUGUACGAGUAAGUUAUAUUGUGGUCUGCGAUCCAACGUUGGACUUUGGUUUGAUCUUCACCUAUAACAAGAUAAAUUAGAGGACUAACCUUCAUAAUUCUGUAAGAUUUUACUGGUUUCACAUGAUUGAUUUAACCGUCUUGUGUACUUGUGAGUUCUAAAGCUGAAACUACAACACCAGAUAUUUGGAUUCUAUGACCGCUGGCUUUGUCUGUACCAGCAACCGUGGAGUAUCCUGUGGGUGUCCCUCCUCUCUGGAUGGAGAAGAGAACUCAAAGGAGGGAAUCAACAGGGCCCCGGUCACCUGGGCCAACAACUCCAACAAGAGACACCAGGACAAUACGGGUGAAGAUGGUGCUGUUGGGAAGCUCUGGGGUGGGGAAGUCCAGUCUGGCAAUACGUUUCAGCAAGGAUGAGUUCAAAGGCACUUUACCCACCGUAGGCUGUGCCUACUUCACCCAGGUGGUGUGUCUGAGUGAUGUCACAUUUCACUUUGAGAUCUGGGACACGGCGGGACAGGAGAAAUACCACAGUGUUACCCCGCUGUACUACAGAGGAGCCCAUGCAGCACUGGUGGUGUACGAUAUCAGCAAACGAGAGAGCUUCAUAAGGGCCCAGAUGUGGCUUCGGGAGCUGGAGAAGCACUAUAUUCCGGCUUCCACCGUGAUGGUACUAGUAGGAAACAAGGGGGAUCUUUCAGAGCUGCGCCAGGUGACAUUACAGGAAGGGCAUAGUCUUGCCGUUGACAGAGGCUUGCUUUUUAUGGAGACCUCGGCCAAGUCAGGGAAUCAAGUCAGUGAACUGAUGCUGGCUAUUGCCCACAGGGUGAAGAGGUGUACGAGUGAGCAUCAAAGCGGUCUGACAGAGUGGCAGGAGACAGAGUUUGUGAACCUGCGCCGCUCUGAGACCCUACAGCACCCUCUUGCAUCCUGUUGCCCCUCCAUUGGACCCUAAUGUGUGUUGUGUGUGUGUGUGAUAUUUUUGUGAGGAACUGUAUGUUCAAAGAUUUAAGUUUAAGACAAUGACUUCUCAAUGACCCAAGAUCAACUCAGUUAAUCCCCACCAUUGUGACAAUGAGUUGUCAUAAUGCUGCAUCAAAUGUAGGUUAUCUGAGGGGCUUCGGCAGACACAAUGUAAGUAACUUCAUUUAUGUGCCCCCAAUUGCACCGAAUACCUCUGUUUAUCUUACAGCUAUUUUAUGCAGUACUCAUGUGCCUAUGAGCCAGAGUUACAAUGUUAGCACUGAGGUGGUGUGCCCUAGUAGGAAGUCCACUGUGUGCAGCUCACCAUGUACUAUCAGCUCCAAUAUAAAUAACAUGAGCAAGUCUACUGCUGAUAAGCUUCCCAGUAAAGCAUUAAAAAGAAUUAAGCAACCCAGAAAAGUGCUAGAAAUAGUCAAUAACGUUCUUGUAACAGAUGACAUCUAUAUUCUGACGGUCUCUGAAACUCACUUAGAUAAUACCUUUGAUGAUACAGUGAUGGCAAUACCUGGCUAGAAUCUCAUUCCUGUAAAACUUAGAGAGGAUCUCAUGUUAAAUCUUAUUGAAGUAAAAUGGCUACUAAAGCCCAUUCUUGGGGGAAGCUGCUAUAGACCACCAAGUGCUAACAGUCAGUAUCUGGAUAAUAUGUGUGAAAUGCUUGAUAAUGUAUGCGAUAUCAACGGAGAAGUGUAUUUUCUGGGUGAUUUAAAUAUUGACUGGCUUUCAGCAAGCUGCCCACUCAAGAAAUAACUUCACUGUAACAAACUGUAACCAGUGCCUGCAACCUGGUUCAGGUUGUCAGUCAACCUACCAGGGUAGGUACAAAUAGCACAGGAAUGAAAUCAUCAACAUAUAUUGAUCACAUCUUUACUAUUACUGCAUAAAUUUUCUUCAAAGUAGUAUCCAAAUCCAUAAGAUGUAGUAAUCGCAAUAUAGUAGCCAUAUCUAGGAAAUCCAAACUUCCAAAGCCUGGGCCUAAUAUAGUAUAUAAGAGGUCAUAUAAUAAGGUUUGUUGUGUUCCUUAUGUUGAUGAUGUAAAGAAUGUAUUCUGGUCUGUGGCGUGUAAUGAGGAGUAACCAGACGCUGCCCUUGACAUAUUUAUGAAAUUUCUUAUUCCAGUUACUAAUAAGCAUGCACCCAUUAAAAUAAUUACUGAAAAAAACAGUUAAACCCCCUUGGAUUGAUUAGGAAUUGAAAAAUUGUAUGGUUGAGACGGAUAAGGGAAAAUAAAUGGCAAAUGGGUCUGGCAGCCCAAUCAAUUGGCAAACGUACUGCAAAUUCAGAAAUCAUGUGACUAAACUAAAAUAAUAAUUUAAAUAAUCUAUACUAUGAAACAAAUAAAAUUAUAUGAAGAAUGAUAGUAAAAAGCUUUGAGCACGUUCAAUUAAAUGUUGAUUCAUUGAAUCAGAUGGCCCAUUCAUCACAAAACCCACAUGCCAGGAACAAAUUCUGACACUACAUAUCCAGGUAUAUCUGACCAAAUUAUGAAAGACAAGCAUUGUACUUUUGAAUUCUGUAGAGUGAGUGUGGAAGAGGUGAAAAAAAUAUUGUGCUCUAUCAAUAAUGACAAGCCACCAGGGUCUGACAAUCUGGAUGGGAAAUUACUGAGGAGAAUAGCAGGCGAUAUUGCCACUCCUAUUUGCCAUAUCUUCAAUUUAAGCCUGCUAGAAAGUGUGACGUCAUGCCUGGAGGGAAGCAAAAGUCAUUCCGCUACCUAAGAAUAGUAAAGCCCCCUUUAUUGACUCAAAUAGCCAACCAAUCAGCCUGUUACCAACCCUUAGUAAACUUCUGGGGUAAAAAUUGUGUUUGACCAGAUAUAAUGCUAUUUUACAGUAAACAAAUUGACAACAGACAUUCAGCACGCUCAUAGGGAAGGACAUUCAAUCACAGCACUUACAUAAAUGACUGGUGAUUGGCUGAGAUAAAUUGAUUAUAAAACGAUUGUGGGGGCUGUUUUGUUAGACUUCAGUGCGGCUUUUGACAUAUUCAAUCAUAGUCUGCUGCUGGAAAAACGUAGGUGUUAUGGCUUUACACCCACUGCUAUAUUGUGGAUAAAGAGUUACUUGUCUAACUGAACACAGAGGGUGUUCUUUAAUGGAAGCCACUCUAACAUAAUCCAGGUAGAAUCAGGAAUUCCUCAUGGUAGCUGUUUAGGCCCCUUACUUUUUUCAAUCUUUACUAUCAACAUGCCACUAGCUUUGAGUAAAGCCAGUGUGUCUAUGUAUGCGGAUGACUCAACAUUAUACAUGUCAGCUACUACAUCAACUGAAACAGCUGCAACACUUAAAAAAGAGCUGAAGUUAGUUUCAGAAUGGGUGGCAAGGAAUAAGUUAGUCCUAAAUAUUUCCAAAAUUAAAAGCACUGUAUUUGGGACAAAUCAUUCACAAACCCUAAACCUCAACUACAUCUCGUAAUGAAUAAUGUGUAAAUUGAGCAAAUUGAGGUGACUAAACUGCUUAGGAGUAACCCUGGAUUGUAAACUGUCAUGGUUAAAACAUAUUGAUACUACAGUAGCUAAGGAGCAUUCUAUCCAUAAUAAAGCGUUGCUCUACCUUCUUAACAACACUAUCAACAAGGCAGGUCCUACAGGCCCUAGUUUCAUUGCACAUAGACUACUGUUCAGUAGUGUGGUCAGGUGCCACAAAGAGGGACAUAAGAAAAUUGCAGUUGGCUCAGAACAUGGCAGCAUGGCUGGCCCUGAAAAGUAAUUGGAGAGCUAACAUUAAUGAUAUGAAUGUUAAUCUCUGUAAGAAGUGUUGACAAGCUGAAUGUACCGAGCUGUCUGUUUAAAAUACUAGCACACAGCUCAGACACCCAUGCAUACCCCACAAGACAUGCAUACCCCCCCAGAAACCAGAACAGACUAUGGGAGGCGCACAGUACUACAUAGUGUCAUGACUACAUGGAACUCUACUACACAUCCGGUAACUGAUGCAAGCAGUAGAAUCAGAUUUACAAAACAGGUAAAAAUACACCUUAUGGAACAGUGGGGACUGUGAAGAGACACACACAAAGGUAAAGACACGCACACGCGUACAUUAUAAUAUUGUUGUAUGGUGGUAUUAUACAUUUUGUAUUGUAGUUAUGUAGUGGUGUAAUAAUGUUAUAUGAUGUACUGUUUAAUAUUUUGUUGUAUAUGUAAUGUAAGUGCUUUAAUGUGUUUGGACCCCAGGAAGAGGCAGCAGCUAAUGGGGAUGCCUAAUAAAUACAAAAUAGACCAAGUCA
This is a messenger RNA of Oncorhynchus keta (chum salmon), 4369 nucleotides long. Its product is annotated as ras-related protein Rab-17-like. The record is from RefSeq and is a predicted model, not a curated record. Bases 423 to 1118 code for a protein of 231 amino acids. Gene Ontology annotation, molecular function: GTPase activity; GTP binding. The transcript has 5 exons. NCBI's taxonomy places the organism in Eukaryota, Metazoa, Chordata, Actinopteri, Salmoniformes, Salmonidae.